AUGACCACGUUUCGCCCCAAUACAGUGGUGGAAUAUGUCUGUCGUCCAGGCUACGUGAGACGCACUGAAUCCCGAAACACCCUGGUUUGUGGAAGGAACAAUAGGUGGCAUGGGUCAGAGGAGAUGUGUAUACCAAAGACGUGCAUCUACCCUGGAGAGCCGGCCAACGGGAGGCUCGUCCUAGCAGAAAAGUUCACUUUUGGUUCUUUUUACUUCACCUGCAAUGCUGGGUACAGACUGGUGGGAAAUUCUCAAAUUCAGUGUGUUCUUAAAAAUGGGGCUGUUACGUGGGACAGAGAGAUUCCCAUCUGCGAGCCCAUACCAUGUUCACCCCCUCCAGAAAUUGCAAAUGGGGAGCACAACGGAGCUGGCAAAGAGCUCUUUGAAUACGGGACAUCCGUCACCUACCGGUGCCACACUGUCCGAAGGGGAGAGAGACCCUUCUCACUGGUGGGAGAUGCCUCCAUCUUCUGUACCACCACAGACGGCAUCAACGGUGUCUGGAGCAGGCCAGCUCCGGAGUGCAAAGUGGUUCACUGUGAGCAGCCAAGCGUGGCCAACGGGAAGCUGCUGAGUGGGUACCGGGCUGAGUACAGCUACAGGGACACCGUCGUCCUCGACUGCGCCUUCCGCUACACCAUGAACGGCAGCGACGCCUCCACGUGCAACAAAAAUGGCCAUUGGGACCCCCCGCUGCCGCGCUGUCAGCUCAGCAGCUGUGACGACCCUCCAGAUGUGUACAAUGCUGUGAAAACCAAACUUGCUGGCAAUCUGUUCCCUGUGGAGACUGUCAUUACCUACGAGUGUAAGGAGGGCCACCAGUUCAGCCCAGGGGAAACCACAUGGCACAUCAAGUGUCUGCCGGAUUUUACAUGGACCGAAACUCCACAUCCCUGUGAAAGAGUUCAUUGCCCAAAUCCAGACAUCAGGAACGGAAAGCCCUUACGUAUAUGGGAAGUUAAAGCCGAUUAUAUGUAUGGAGACAGACUGGAAAUUACGUGUAACGAUGGCUAUGCCUUUAAAGGCCAUGGCAAUAACGUUGUGCUUCAGUGCACAAGCGAUGGGAGAUGGGAUCCAGCAGUACCGGAGUGCACUCCAGAACCUCGUUGCCCAAAGCCAGAAACUGCUCAUGGAAGAGAGAUUUAUAAAAGCAAAAAGGACUACACAGUUGGGACCCGACUGCGGCUGGCGUGUGAUUCGGGCUAUACCCUCAGGGGCCAGGACCUGACCGAGUGUCAGGCUGAUGCGAGCUGGGCUCCCCCGUUACCGUUUUGUGAUAAAGUCUGUGACCCCCCUCCCCAAAUCACCAAUGGGCAGCACUCUGGUGUUGGACAGGAGCAGUUCCCCUAUGGUGCAGAGGUGACGUACAGCUGUGCCGAGGGUCUGUCCCUCAUCGGGGAUGCCUCCAUCUACUGCACCUCUGACGAUGGGGAGAACCUGGUGUGGAGUGGUCCUGCACCCCAGUGCAGGGGUCUCAUCACUACUUGCUGCACAGGCUUCGGCGCGCGUGGGGCCCCCGAGAGCCGGUGCCUGGCCGACGGCGCCUGGCACCCCCCGCUGCCGACCUGCCAGCCAGUUCAGUGUCCCAAACCCUCGGGACAGGAGGAGCUAAUGAUUUACUCUCCAAAAUUAUGGUACGAGGUGAAUGAAACUCUGUUGUUCCACUGCCGGCAUAACGGCCGUCUGUCAGUACAGUUAAGAACUACCUGCUCAGCCAACGGCACUUGGGUACCACCGCCCACUUGUAAAAAGCGUGAUACGUGUGAGAAGAUUCUUCAAAAUAGGGAAGUUUUCCAGUGUGGAAUUCCUCUGACAGAACUGAAAACUCUGCUGGAAGUCCGGAAACUGUAUCUGGAGAUCCAGAAACUUGAAAUGGAGCUAAAACCCACUGCAUACGGCUGA
This is a messenger RNA of Mesitornis unicolor (brown roatelo), 1902 nucleotides long. Its product is annotated as complement component receptor 1-like protein. The transcript has 13 exons. Bases 1 to 1902 code for a protein of 633 amino acids. The record is from RefSeq and is a predicted model, not a curated record. Lineage: Eukaryota; Metazoa; Chordata; Aves; Mesitornithiformes; Mesitornithidae. Gene Ontology annotation, biological process: negative regulation of complement activation, classical pathway.